AUGCAUCGCCAUGCAGUCAUGAACAUGCUACAGAAAAAAAUCAUUAAACCAUGCGAUGUUUUCAUUAACCAUAGAGGCAUUGAUACGAAGCGAACCGUGGCUUCGUUGCUCUAUGAUCACCUUGUCCGCCUCGAUAUCCAUCCUUUCUUGGACAACAAGAACAUGAAACCGGGGGACAAGCUGUUCGAGAAGAUAAACAAUGCCAUUCAUGGCUGUAAAAUUGGCGUGGCGGUCUUCUCACCGCGUUAUUGUGAGUCAUACUUCUGCCUCCACGAGUUGGCUCUCAUGAUGGAGUCUAAGAAGAAGGUUAUACCCAUCUUCUGUGAUGUCAAGCCCUCCGAGCUUCGAGUGGUGGACAAUGGUACUUGUCCACCUCAGGACCUCGAGAAGUUCACUAUGGCACUUGAAGAGGCCAAGUACACUGUUGGACUCGCCUUCGACUCUCUUAAGGGGAACUGGUCAGAUGUGGUAACAAAUGCUGCAGACAUUGUGACAGAAAGCUUGAUAGAGAUCCAGGACGAAGACCGAAUUCAACACCAAAUUCCUCAAAUCCCUAAAUGA
Cornus florida is the source of this 561-nucleotide messenger RNA. Its product is annotated as probable 2' cyclic ADP-D-ribose synthase BdTIR. NCBI's taxonomy places the organism in Eukaryota, Viridiplantae, Streptophyta, Magnoliopsida, Cornales, Cornaceae. The transcript has 2 exons. Gene Ontology annotation, biological process: signal transduction. The record is from RefSeq and is a predicted model, not a curated record. Bases 1 to 561 code for a protein of 186 amino acids.